Messenger RNA from Oncorhynchus mykiss (rainbow trout), 2284 nucleotides. It is a transcript of the gene mansc4, whose product is annotated as MANSC domain containing 4. The record is from RefSeq and is a predicted model, not a curated record. NCBI's taxonomy places the organism in Eukaryota, Metazoa, Chordata, Actinopteri, Salmoniformes, Salmonidae.
ACUCGUCCUCUGGUAGCCUACGUAGUCGUGACACACCUGGCUAGGACACACAUAGCUGUCGCAAGCAGUCCGACAUCAUUUCUGUCAACCCACCAAGUUCAAGAAACCUCGCAGAUGUGUCCGAAAAUGUUCACGAUCCUCUAUUCAACUUGAAUUUUAACAUGAUUUGAUUACAUAUUACACGCGCAAUGACUGUUCCAUGGAGUUUGCUAACGAUUCUGAGUUUGGUGCACCACACGGAAUCGAGGUGUUCGCCGACUACUUAUUAUAAAAACUGUUGGAUUCGUCAGUACCCUGGUAUAUUCAUCGACAUUGAGGAAUCUCAGAGAAGAGGCGCUCAACUUCUGAAGUAUUACCAGGAAGAGACAGCUCUGAAAUGCAGCCGAACCUGUUGCCUUACGAGAAAUUUUUCUUGUAACCUGGCGAUAUUCCACUAUGACACCAUCCAAGAGAAUGUGAACUGUUUUCAUAUGCACUGUCCAACAUUGGAGAGCUGCAUCCUAAGCUACAGAGGCAACGUCAUCCUGUACAACAUCACCAAAGGUGUGGAUCCAGACCUGUUGGUGUUUGGAAAGUACUUCACCUCCAACGUGCGGGUGUUACCCCACCUCUACACUAGAGUCAACGCCUCAGAGCCCCUAGCCUCAGACAAGCGCCAGUUCAACCGGCCACCCGUCCCCCCUGUCCAGCCUCUAACCAUAGCCCCUACUACCAGGAUCCCCACCACCACCACCACCACCACCUCACUCCAGAGCCCUACUCUGGGCACUACUCAUUCCCCCGUCACAUCCACCCCCUCCUCCACCAUAAUGCCCACCCUGGGAACCCAGGCCCCCACCACCACUCCCCCGACCCCAACCACGACUGCCCCUGCCCCCUACACCACCCAGACCAUCCCUGCCUAUCCAUCAACCCACAGAGAAUCAACUACCACCCCACAUCCCACCACACCUACCCAGCAGCCCACAUCCACAGCCAGGAUGGCCACCACCACCAGUCCACCGACAUCCCUGGCUCCUGCAGCCAACGUGGAUGGCAGUAACAAGCAGGACCUCAACGACACCAAGGGCUACGUGGGCAGGAACCAAACAGCAGCCGCAGGGGGAGAAGGCGACCAGGGUAGCCAGGGCGGGGUGGAGUCCCCCUCACCCGGUGGUUUGGGCCCAGGAUGGCACGUAGCGGCACACACCCUGCUGGUUGCCGCGGUGACGGUCGUCACGGUGCUGCUGAGCUGCUGCUGUUCCGUGCUGCUAGUGGUGAGCUGGAGGGGUCGGAGGAAGAGGAAGGGGCGGUACAGGACCACCUGGAGGGGGAAAGGGGGGUCCAUGCGCCUCAUUAAGUAUGCCAUUGUCAGGGAGAGCUCGUGAGGUAACCAUGGGGAUCAGAACAGGGACUAAGAAAGCUUUUACAGGGAACUGCACUGUAAAAGUAAAAGUAGUGCUAGUCCACUAGAGAAGUAAUGUUUACAUCAGAAACAAUCCAGAAUUUAGCAAAGGGACCUGCCACCAACCUGCGAAUGUUGUUUUCCUCUCUCCAAACUAAAUCUGUGUGUGUGUAGUCUGGAAAAACCACUGAAACUGAAAAGCAAAGAUCGGGAACCAUCACUGGUGUAAAUAGUUUUUUUUUAAUGCAGCUGUUAUUUUUCCCCCCAUUCUGACAUGUUCAGUAUCAUCUUACUUAUGUAUAUACUUUCGUGGUUUUGAAAAGAUGAGCUGCAUGGAGCAUAUUUGAGAUUCCGUAGACCUGGUAGAGAAUGAAUUGAAGUACAUGCCAAAACUGUGAGACCAAAGUUGAUGCGAGGAUUGUGGUUAAUACUGAUGUCAUGGCUUGAGACUGACAGUAACUGCUGAUGCAUUUGUAGGUCAUUUGCCUAAAGAAAGAUACCGUGCGUCCUUUUGGCAGACCUACAUUUUGAUGCGGUCGAACGAAAUCAAACCGAUAUUGAUGCCAAACUCCAUGGACAGUGUCUGCUCUGCUUUAAGUGCAACGAUGGGGGCUUCCAAGCAAGAAAAGCUGCUGCAACAAGCCAAGUUUUGUUCUGAGGCAGUAAGAUGCUAAAUGGACUGUGGUGUAUGCAAGUGGAGGUGUAUCUUAGGCUCAGACCCAUCUUGCCACCGCUCCUCUCUCCUUCAGAACAUCUUUCCUGCGCAUCGGGUUUCCCCUGACCCAGAAUCACAUGGACCAGAGCAGGAACUCUUUUGAAGGGUUUGGUGAUUUCUUUUUUUUAAAUGGCCCAUUGCUGAAUGUGUCCUUUCAGAACGGUGCUUCUCUUUGUCCCCCUGGG